AUGGCGUCAAGUCAUUCUGCGGUGAACCCAGGAGUUACUGGACCAAGUCUCUCCGACUUUCCUGAAAACAUUCAAAACAAAAUUAUUCUGGUUGAAGUUCCCGCCGCCGAAGUGCAAGGCUUCAUUCGAAAUGAAUGUCCUUAUAUGUUAGAGAGAAUCGCACCGUAUGGUGCUAAUUGGAUGAGACAUGUCAUGUACAACACCAUCCCCAAGGAGAUCCGAGUCUACGCGUAUGUCCACUAUGACAUGGCCCAACCAGACUGGUACCGAAAGGAAGGCAAUGUGGCUCUUCUGUCUCGUUACAAUGCCCACAGAAACAAUUUGGAGCAGGAAGUAACUGAGGAGCAGGCCCGCAGCAUGCUGCGGUUCUACAGUAUUGUGCAAUUCUAUGCCAACCCGCUUCCCGCCAUCGGAAUUCGGGCCCUGAAUGUGGCACGUUCUGGGAACAUGCGGGAGAGGGCUUCUAGAAAUGAGAUGCUACGUAUUGAACGUGCCCUGUACAUACAUGAUAUUCUAUUGCAAGCGAUGACCAACAUACCCCGCCACACCAUGACCUCGGCUGCUGCCAAGUCGCCUUGGAUGAAUUUCCUAGAGAUGUUCACUGGCUGGAUGCUAUACCAGGUGUUGACAGUGACUACGUUCCUCCAUUAUCCGGAUCACACGAAGCGUUUCUCUGAUGAAGAAUUGGAAGACGCGCUUGUCGCUAUCUCGAAAACGGAGAAUCGCAACUAUCUGUAUGAAGGGCUGUCAUUCAGAAAAGAGAUGGACGGGGGUAGUUGGGAUCGAAGACUGAAUGAUGAAGAGCAGCUUCGCCUCAAAUGCUGGGCUGCUGCUGGCAGGGCCAUAUUUGCUGCUAUGUAUCUGAAGGUAGAUGGCAAAGAUCAGAAGUUCAACCAGCAGAACUUUUCCCCAGAUGAUAACAUGUUCAACAAACAAAUGGCUGAUCCAUUUGUAUUCAUCGAGGGGGACAAUGGCCCGCAUCGGCUCUGGUACGCAGUCUUGAAGAAUAGGCCCAAUCAAGACAUAGGAACAUUCUUUAAUGAAACCGGCCACCCGAAUUACCUGCUCUUCAUGUGGGAUGAAGACCGGUUGCGCUACCUGAACUUUCUUGGGCUGCAGUAA
This is a messenger RNA of Aspergillus tubingensis, 1122 nucleotides long. RefSeq names its product amino acid permease family protein. The record is from RefSeq and is a predicted model, not a curated record. Lineage: Eukaryota; Fungi; Ascomycota; Eurotiomycetes; Eurotiales; Aspergillaceae. The transcript has 3 exons. Bases 1 to 1122 code for a protein of 373 amino acids.